AUGGUCUAUUCGCUCUUUGAAGAACAAGGAGUUCUUAGGCAGCAAAAGAGUAAGCUUUUGGGGUCUCAUUUUGUGAAAUCGGAGAUUGCUAAUGACUUGAAGUCCAAUCCUCAACUCAAGCCUAAAGAGAUUGUGUCUCGUUUCAAGCAUUCUUUUGGUUUAGAUGUGUCUUAUAGGACUGCUUGGUAUGGGAAGGAGUUGGCUAGAAAAGUUGUCCAUGGUCAUGAUGGUGACUCAUAUUCUCAGCUGCUUUGGUAUCAUGAUGCUAUUUUAUCUAGUAAUCCGGGCUCUUAUUGCAUAUUGGAAACUGAUUCUUUAAGUAAUCGUUUCGAACGUUUCUUCAUUUGUUUUUCUGGUUGCAUUGAGGGCUUUAAGUCAUGCAUUCCGCUUCUAUUCGUGGAUGCUGCUCAUUUGAAGAGUAAGUAUAAUGGAUACAUGCUCUGUGCUACUGGAAAGAAUGGAAACCAAGAGUUCUUCCCCUUUGCAUUUGCAGUUGUAGAUUCUGAAAAUCAUGAUAAUUGGGAUUGGUUUUUUGAUCAUCUAUAUAACAUCUUGUCUCCGCAAGGUAGAAAUGUGACUUUUGUUACUGAUCGACACAGCGGACUGUUGAAUGCUGUUGCCAGGGUAUCUCCAGAUUCUCCUCAUUCAUACUGCUACUAUCACCUUAAGGAGAAUGUUAGAGGUGUGUACCAAAAGCAAUCUGGAAAUUAUUUUGUUGACAAGAUUGUGGAGGAAUUUAUGAAAGUUGCUUAUUCACCUACAUUAGCAAGCUAUAACUUCAACUUGCACAACUUGAAGAAAGAAGUUGGUCCGCCUAUUGAAGAGUUUAUGCGAUCUUUGCAGUUGGAAAAGUGGUGCAAAGCAUUUUCAAAGGAAACAGGCUUAAGGGUUAAGGUUAUGGAGAAUAUGUCUGAGAGGAAGGUUGCAUGCAAGAGGUGGACCACUGUUUUGUGUCCUCCAAUGGAGGCUUUGUUGAAGAAAUCAAUGGAUAUUGGGCGGCAUUGGGCUGUUAGAAUGUAUAGUAAGACUGUUUUUGAAGUUCAUUUAGAUAAAUCAAUGGCGGUUGAUCUUGGGAACAGCACUUGCUCUUGCCGUCAAUGGCAAAUUAAUUCAUUCCCAUGUUCACAUGCUCUUGCUACAAUCCAAAAGGUUGGAGUGGAACCUGUGUAUAGUUACAUUGAGCCGUUUUACACCUGUCAAAGCUACAUGAAUUACUACGCGCAUGGUAUUCAUCCUAUACCAAAUAUGGAGAAAUUUUAUGAAGAUGCAGCUAGUUCAACUUCUGUUGUUAAGCCUCCAUUGGGUAGGAGGCCAUCCUACCGGUCAAAAUCUGUUCGAAUGAAGUCUGCAGCAGAAGGAGGCACGAGGAGGCGUAUCAAGUGUGGUCGAUGUGGUGAAUUGGUGCGCCACAACAAGAUAACGUGUACUGUGCCAAUCUGA
Messenger RNA from Rosa chinensis, 1440 nucleotides. RefSeq lists its product as uncharacterized. Lineage: Eukaryota; Viridiplantae; Streptophyta; Magnoliopsida; Rosales; Rosaceae. The transcript is spliced from 4 exons. Bases 1 to 1440 code for a protein of 479 amino acids. Gene Ontology annotation, molecular function: zinc ion binding. The record is from RefSeq and is a predicted model, not a curated record.